CAAGACGAGUCACAAAGUUGAAAGCCAAAUGAGUGAAAGAGAACGUUAAUUUCGACGAACCAGACGGAGAAUCAAGCGAAGACUGGUAGGAAUGAGAGGAAGGCCGUGAACGGUAGCUCACAAAUACACACACACCCACGGCACACACACAGAGUCAAAAGUCACAGAGAGAGAGAGAGAGAGAGAGAGAGAGAGGGGGGGGGGGUUGUGCUUGAACUGGAGAAGCGCCGGAGACUGGAAUCUGAAAAGGAGAAAAGAGAUGUUUGGGGUUGCAGGAGGUGAAUUCCUGAAGGAAUUCGCGGUAAUAGGAGGUUUGAUAAGCGUUCAAGCCAUAUACGGAUUCUGUGCGGUGUUCACAAGCCAUCUGUUGUCCAUUGGCGUUGGUCCUCUAUUUCUUAUCAUCUAUGGAAGCUUUACAACCUCCAUCAUCCUCCUUCCUUUCUCUAUUUCCUUUGAAAGGAAAAGCUGGCCCAACAAAAUCACUCUAAAGUUGAUACUUAAAUUGUUGUUGAUUUCCUUUGGAGGGGUAGUGUUCCAAGCUCUGAUGCUCAUGGGGGUUAAGAAGACAUCUCCUGCAGUGGCUUCUGCCAUGCCCAACCUUGCUCCAGGGUUCAUCUUCCUCAUUGCCUGGUCACUCGGGUUAGAGAAAGUAAAGCCCCAAUGCAUCUAUAGUAAAGCCAAGAUUGUAGGGACUCUUGGUUGUAUCAUUGGAGCCAUAGCCAUUAGCUUCUUUCAUGCUCCUCGGACUACAGAAGCACCUGUGAUACUUGCAACUAUAGACACAAUCAAGAUCAUUGGCAGCUUAUAUCUCAUUGGUGGAGUUUUUGUUUUAUCCUGUACUAUUGUUUUGCAGGCUCAUGUUAUGAUCGAUUUCCCUGCACCCAUGUCCUUAUGUGCUGUAACAGCCCUGACUGGUGCUAUUAUUAGUGGGAUAUUGCAGUUGAUUCAAGAACAUAAGUUGGAUUUUAGUUGGCCACUCGUGGAUACUCGAGUCCUUAUUGGGGCUGCCCUACUGGGAGGGAUUGUAGGUGGAGCCUCCACAAGCUUUAGUACGUGGGUAAUGAAAAAGAGGGGACCUGUCUUUGUCUCCAUGUUUAGCCCCAUCGGAACUGUGUUCUCUGUUAUAAUCUCUUGCCUCACAAUAGGAGAUUCCAUUACCAUAGGAAGCCUAUUAGGAAUGCUACUCAUGUUCACUGGUCUCUAUUUGUGCUUAUGGGCUAAGAAGAAUGAAGGUCAAGUCUACAUGGACACAGAUACUGAGACAACAAAAUCUUAUGAUCCAGAGCAGCCUCUUUUAAGUUAACAGUCCAUUAGUUCAUCCUUUGUUCUGUAUCAUAUUUGAUUUCAAGUCUUUCUCCACGCAGAGGAGUCCCUCCCCCUCCUCUUUUUUGGGUAGGAAUGUGAAGCCUUGUAAGGUAAAAAUGUAUAAACAUAGAAUACAGAAGAAAACAGGUGGUUUAAGAUGGCUAAUAUCUUCAAUUAUAGGAUCA
Macadamia integrifolia is the source of this 1490-nucleotide messenger RNA. RefSeq names its product WAT1-related protein At5g47470-like. The record is from RefSeq and is a predicted model, not a curated record. The coding region runs from base 260 to 1303 and encodes 347 amino acids. Lineage: Eukaryota; Viridiplantae; Streptophyta; Magnoliopsida; Proteales; Proteaceae. The transcript is spliced from 7 exons. Gene Ontology annotation, cellular component: plasma membrane. Gene Ontology annotation, molecular function: transmembrane transporter activity.